Messenger RNA from Bombyx mandarina (wild silkworm), 1556 nucleotides. Its product is annotated as serine/threonine-protein phosphatase 2A regulatory subunit B'' subunit gamma. Gene Ontology annotation, cellular component: centrosome; spindle. Gene Ontology annotation, biological process: positive regulation of B cell differentiation; microtubule cytoskeleton organization; T cell homeostasis. Lineage: Eukaryota; Metazoa; Arthropoda; Insecta; Lepidoptera; Bombycidae. The record is from RefSeq and is a predicted model, not a curated record.
UAAUGAUUUUUUUUAAAAAGCACUAAUACACUAGUUUCCAAAACUAAAUCAUGUCUGAUAAAGAAAAAGAAGUGAAAAAUAAGGGCAGUGGAACCGACAUUAGUGCUCCUGGGGACGCCAAGCCACCGAACGAACAGGACACCAAAUUGAAUAAUAUUUUAAAAAACAGACUCAAGAAAUACAUUAAAAAACUAGACGACACUGGAACGAGCAUAACAAAACAAGAAAGUGAAACAAUUGAAGUCGAGACAUUCAAGGAACUUUAUCAACCUAAAUUGGACAAUGAUGAAUCUUACAAAAGCAUACCUAAAUUUUAUUACAAACUACCCCGUAAUGAUGAUGUCCUAGCACAGAAGCUACGAGAAGAAACUCGAGCACAAUUUCUGCAGAAGAAAAGCAAGGAGCUACUCGAUAAUGCUGAGUUGAAACAUCUCUGGACCCUGUUAGAGAAGACCAACGGGAAUUACAGCAGUUCCAACAAUGAUGAGUUGAUCAUAGACUAUUUUCAAUUUAAGAAGAUCAGAGAAGAAGCUGGACCUAAAUAUAGACCAUAUUUCACAGCAGAAGUUUUCGGACGUCUGCAAGCAGCCGAAGGCAGUGUGGGCAGGAUUCGUGCUGUCUCUCUAUUCAACUAUGUUAUGAGACGAGUGUGGCUGCAGCAGACGAGAAUCGGACUAUCUCUCUAUGAUGUUACAGGACAAGGUUAUCUCACUGAGCAAGAUUUGGAGAGUUACAUAGCAGAGUUAGUCCCGUCUCUGGCAGCUCUCGACGGUCUGGACUCAUCAUUCACCUCGUUCUACGUAUGCACGGCAGCGAGGAAGUUCCUUUUCUUCCUCGACCCACUACGGAUCGGACGUGUAAGGAUCAGCGACGUCCUAUCCUGUUCUUUCUUAGAUGAUUUACUUGAGCUCCGCGAAGAAGACCUACCGAUGGAGUUGCAAGAGCAAAACUGGUUCAGUGCGGCCUCGGCGCUGCGCGUCUACGGGCAGUACUUGAACUUGGACAGAGACCACAACGGGAUGCUCAGUAUAAACGAACUAGCCGGCUACGGCUCCGGCACCCUGACCCAGGCCUUCCUCCAGCGCGUCUUCCAGCAGUGCCUCACGUACGACGGCGAGAUGGACUACAAGACGUACCUGGACCUGGUCCUCGCCCUCGAGAACCGGAAGCAGCCCGCCGCACUCGCCUAUCUGUUCAGAGUGUUGGACAUCAAUUCCGUGGGCUACCUCGACGCCUUCACCUUGAAUUAUUUCUUUAAGGCGAUACAGAAACAGAUGAUAGCCCACGGAGCCGAGCCGGUCAAUUUCGAUGAUGUGAAAGACGAGAUAUUCGACAUGAUCCGACCUAAAGACCCGACCAAGAUCACACUCCAAGACCUGGUGAGGAGUGGUCACGGGCACACCGCAGUCUCCAUACUGCUGGAGCUGCACGGCUUCUGGGCUUACGAGAACAGGGAGGCUCUGGCGGCCGCCGAUCACAACACUUGACACUCGACCGAGGGCGGGAGGCUGGUCUUCGGGAAUAAGGAUUACAAUAAGACUUAAAGUUAUUGAAGA